This is a messenger RNA of Colletotrichum acutatum, 2114 nucleotides long. Its product is annotated as fungal-specific transcription factor domain-containing protein. Gene Ontology annotation, biological process: positive regulation of transcription by RNA polymerase II. Bases 359 to 1834 code for a protein of 491 amino acids. The record is from RefSeq and is a predicted model, not a curated record. The transcript is spliced from 2 exons. Gene Ontology annotation, cellular component: nucleus. Lineage: Eukaryota; Fungi; Ascomycota; Sordariomycetes; Glomerellales; Glomerellaceae. Gene Ontology annotation, molecular function: transcription cis-regulatory region binding; zinc ion binding; DNA-binding transcription factor activity, RNA polymerase II-specific.
GAGUCUUAAACUCGCCGCAAGACAGUUGGGAUGACAGCUGCUCUGAUGUGUUCCCCAGACUCUGCCUUGACUGGCAGACCUGACGUCUGCCGUUGUCGUCGAGAGUCAAAGGCCCCGGAGAAAUCGAGCUCACAUCCCUGCACCAUCGUCGGUCUGCUUACUUAAUCUCGGUGACCAUCCCCGCAUCUCCCACGGAACCCCCUUAUCUCUCCCGAUAAUGCGGACCGGGGUCUUCGGCGUCAAGUCGGAGAACACCUUUGUUGGGACCUGCAUCUUUCAUCAAAUCAGUCAUCCGAGCAUGAUCCCAUGGCUCUCCCACCAGGUCAUGACCGCGACGUAGACCCACCUAUCAAGAAACAUGGCCGGCAACGGGACCCGGAGCCGAACCGGAUGUUUGGACUGUCGGCGGCGAAAGCGGAGGUGCGAUGAAGGGAAGCCAAAGUGCGCCAGCUGUCGCAGGCACGGCGUCGCGUGUGUGUACGUCAAGUCGAGCCAGUCUUCGCCGUCCAAGUUUCUCCUCUCCGUGGCAUCUGGCCACUUCAUCGCGCCGUUGGAGUCGCCGGCGAGCGAUUCCUUUGUGAACCUUCGAAGCGAUGAGCUAGCUCUCGUUUGUCAGCAGUACGCAGACGACUCCAGAGGGGUGUUGCCGUCGUCUCAAGAGCAUCUCAUGCCGGCUCUGAGCUGGCUGCCAAAGUCAAGCACGCUCGCCGGCGGACGAGAAAGCAUGAUGGUUCAGUACUACUUUGAGGUCAUUAGCAACAGCAGGGUGUAUGUUCCCAGCGAGAGGAACCUCUUCCGGACGUGUGUCAUGCCUAUCCUCCUCAGCAGCGGCGGCCCUCUCUUUUCUACCGUCCUGGCACUGAGCGCGGCGGAAAUGGUUCGGAGGACCCCGCAAGACGGGGUGGACUAUGCCGGGGCAGCUAUCCGGUACAAGAUCAACGCCUUGACGCAGCUGCAGUCGAAACUCGACACCGCUCUCGAAGCGGAAGAGAACCUCCUGACGUGUGUGCUCCAGGCCUCCCUAGAGAUAGCCGAGGGGUCUCGCCCGUCGUGGUUGAGGCACCUGCGGGGUGCUCUAGCCAUCAUGGAUGCCCACGGCGACUGGAUCACGCCCGAGUGUGCCGCUCUCGUUCUUCAGUAUUUUCGGUUUCGAUACAUCUUGAUGAAGACGACCGGAUGCAAAGCGCCGCAUCCUGAUGGACAGACUGACGACUGUGACGACGCCAUCCAGCGCCUCGAACGGCUCCUGCCAGGCCAAGGGACGUUCCAAACCAUUGACCCCCAGAUCGGCUGUUCUAUGGAGCUAGUUCAGUUGAUUAGCAUGGUCUCAGCAGGAGCUCAAAAGGAUGGCGAAUACUCGGAAGAGGGAUCACGUCUCGAGAGACGCAUUCGGGAGUUGGACUUUUCUGCCGAGGGCACGCACGACGACUAUCUCGUCAAAAGCGCCGAAUGUUUUCGGUCCGCUGCUCUGAUCUACCUCCAGCUGACUGUGUAUGGCGCUACCGUACGAACUCGGGCGAUUCCGCAGUUGUUGCAGACGCUGUUGGAUCGUCUUGGCGAGGUGAUUGUCGAGGACCAGCCGAGGCGAUCGUUCCCAAUGUGGCCGCUGUUCAUCGCGGGGUGUGUCAGUUCCAGCGAUGCACACCGCAAGGCUGUUCUUAAUCUUUUUAACCUGCUGGACAGAAAAUGGCCCAUCAGCAACAUCUCGACGGUGAAGAGAGUCGUCUGGACAAUCUGGCAGACGCGGGAUUUUGACGGCGGUGGUGCAACGUCUACGGAUAAAGAUUGGCAGGAGAUUAUUGAUAAGUUUGGAUGGAAGCUUUCCUUGUCGUAGUGAGGCUAAGGGAUAAGGUCUGGACUGGAUGUUGAUGAAGUGAGGUUCAAAAUGGGAUGUUGAAUACCUACAUGGACAACAGAGGUGGCUGUUUUGUGCAGCUGGUGAAGCAGUCGCUUUGGCCGAGAGAAGGUGGCCUACGACACCCCGCCUUCCCAGGACCGUGGUAAAUCCUCAAGACGGGAAGGCCCACCAAGCAUCCCAAGAUAGAUGGAGAGCGCCAGGGAGAGAACUCCAGGCCCGGAAACACAGGUCGGUCCGUGAACUGGGGUUGGUUGGA